UGAGGAAAAUCAAAACAAACCCUCGUAACGAAGGAAAAUCGAGUGAAAAUCCAAAGAAAAAGGGAAAUUUAUGAAGAAAAUGUCAAGAGACGAGUAAAUUAAAGCUCAGUUGAACUGAAAAUCGCAAAAAUGUAUGAAAGCCGACUCGUUUUUAUCAUUUCCUCCGCACUCAUUGGAAUCGGGCUUGCUUGUAUUCACGUUUUUCAUGCGAGCAAUGUCUUUGAAUUUCAAACGGGAUUUAGUGAAUUGUCGAAAAUCGAGCGAUUUCUCAUCUUCUCCAAAGACCAAUACUUUUAUUUUUACAAGACAAUUGUCGAAAGUAAGGAAUUCGAUACGGGAUUGAAUCUCGUGUUGUUCGACAACAUGACGGAAUAUCCGAGGACGAUCAACAGUGCUCACAGAUUCUUCGUUGUUCCCGAAAUUUUUACGAGUUUGAUGUAUUUGACGUUCAUGAACGUGACGGAGCUUUAUGAUGUCUCGUCGCUUUGGUGUUGGGACGAUACAGAAAGUGUCGAAUGUAAUGGUCUCGGAGACCCGAUGUACUUUUAUCUCUCGAUAAUUUGGAUUUUGUCGGGAUUGUUGGUUUUUACGAUGUACAUGUACGGUACUUUUUUGAGCAAACACAUCUUUGGAGGCUUUGCUUGUGUAAUUUACUACUUUACACUGCACGAGCAUGCGACAAAUAUUCACAAUCAUCCAAGUUCGCGUGAAAAUUUCGCCGUACCAUUUUUGUUAAUCCAAUUUUUCAUCUUAAGCAAAGAGAUUGCCAAACGACGGGCAUUACCUGAAGAGCCUGUACAUCGAAAUUUGACGAUAAUAUCGGAUAUGGCACUCAUAACGACAGUUUCGAUCAUUUUUUGGCCCGUUUCUUCCGUGAUUUUUAGCACACAGAUCAUCGUCAUGUACUUUUUGUAUGAAACAGGCGUCUUACAAAAGGGUCUCAUCCACGAUUAUACAUUUUCACAAAUAUCAGCGAACGUUUUUGCAUAUGCCCUUACCAAUAAAUCCUCAUAUUUCCUUACUUCGAUCCAUUUUACGAUGGCAAUCAGCUUGGAAUUGCACAUUUUGAAGUCAAGUAUGUACACGCCAUCGCCAGAUCCGAGCAGAAUUUCACGCAUUCGAAGAUUUAUACGAAAUUUGGCGUUACUCGUCUUUUUCGCAUACAUCACAUUUGACAUCAUGAACAAAAUUUUCAGCGAUUAUCAGGAUGACAACAUCACACUGUCGUACAUUCGUCUUGCGGCAAUUCGUUUCAACAUGUUUCCCGCUUCCAUUUCGUCAUUUCUCUUGGAAAACUCAAUUUUACAUGGAAAUGUUCGUUUUGAGACUUUGAAAGCGAUGUUUAAUGUUUUCUGUGUCAAAAAUAUUUGUCUCUUUAUCAUCGUCUUCCUCGGAAAAUUUUUGCAGAAUCGACGUGAGAAAUCGUAUCAAGAGGAAACGGGCGAUAUUAAGGAACGUGUCAAAAAUUACGUUAUUGAAGACUAUAUGGAGGAAAAUCGGAUCAAAAUGAACGACUUGUCGAACCCAAAUACGGAGAAAGCGAUCCAAAAUUGUCUGGAUUUGCUGAAAAAUUGCAAUUACGAUUAUUUGACGUACAAACAACGAAAGGCAAACAACUUGAAAGCUGAAAAGGAAAAGACUUCGUUCCUCAGUGACAUCAAAAAACUCAAAGAUCAGAUAAAUGAGAAGGAAAAAAGUCGUCAACAAGACAACAAAACGAGCACAAAUGCUUCGAACAACGUCGAAAAGCAAGAUAGCGAAUCAUCGAAGGAGUCAAAAACGAAUCCCGAAACUCAAAAUUCAUCAGAUUCCAAUUAUUCAGAGUUUUUUUCGUUGCCAGAUCCCGUUUUCAUCUACAACAUUAGUCAAUUGGCAGCUUUGGGAUUGCUGCAAAUUAUGGUAGAAAAGCUCAAAUACAUUUUCAUUCCGUUUGCGUGCGUCGUUGCUGUUGUGUCUCCCUCGAAAAAAUGGUUCCUGAAGAAUACACAUGUAUUUUUCAUGAUUUAUGUCGUCAUGAUGAUAUGUACUUUAAUUAAUCCAGGCUUUAAGAACAUCAAAGAUCAAUACAAGUUCAAAGAGUCCCAAAAUUUGGAAGUUUUGAAGCUUCUUAAAUGGAUUGACACAACAACAGCUCACGAUGCGAAAUUUGGCGGGCCUGUAGAUGUCAUUUCAGCUGUUCAAUUGAUCACAAAGCGUCCCAUUAUCAAUCAUCAACACAUUGAGUUACCCGAAAUUAGAAAACGCACAAAAUCGAUUUAUGCAAUGUACAGUCGUCGUCCCUCCGUGCAAGUUCACAACGAUUUGUCGACGAUGCGUGUCGAUUAUGUGAUUGUAUCGCACGAACUGUGUUUCAACAAGACACAAAAAGGCAAUUAUCUAGUCGAUUUUUGGGAUAAAUUGGAGCCCGAUUUGAAGCACGAACCGCAAUUGUGUCGCGAAUUGUUCGCAAAUGCGUUCACGAGUUUCCUCAAAGUGUACGAAAACAAGAAAUUUAUCGUUGUGCGAGUUUUCUCGGAGAAUUUGAGUGACUUUAGUGAUAUCAAAUUGCUACCUUCGAAAUACCGAACAACGCAACUGUAUUAGUUUUUAUUACGGAAAAAAAAUUGUAAGAAAGGAAUUCUUUCUUAUGUACUUUACAUUUAAUACAAUGAAUAAUUAAGUCAUGAAUGUUGUGAUCUCUAGACUUGUGAGCAUUCCAUUUUGCUCAACGUUUUGUAGUUAGAAAUAUUUUUUAUUUGAAAUAAACCAAAUUUUUUUAAUUGUUUCAA
Messenger RNA from Culicoides brevitarsis, 2768 nucleotides. Its product is annotated as C-mannosyltransferase dpy-19 homolog. The record is from RefSeq and is a predicted model, not a curated record. The transcript has 4 exons. Bases 130 to 2583 code for a protein of 817 amino acids. Gene Ontology annotation, cellular component: nuclear inner membrane. Lineage: Eukaryota; Metazoa; Arthropoda; Insecta; Diptera; Ceratopogonidae. Gene Ontology annotation, molecular function: mannosyltransferase activity.